Molecule: messenger RNA, 492 nt
Organism: Enterobius vermicularis (human pinworm)
Lineage: Eukaryota; Metazoa; Nematoda; Chromadorea; Rhabditida; Oxyuridae
Source: the annotation of a GenBank genome assembly
AUGUCUUUGACACCUCCUCAGUCCAUUGAUAAUGCUGCAGCGAAGGGCCGCCCUCAUCAACGUCCUCGAGUGUCCUUGCAGCCGGGACGGAGCCUCAUGGACUGGAUAAAUUUGAGCGCUAAAAAUUUACGUUCCUUAGUGUUUCAACGGUCCGUCACCGCUGAAGAACUUUCUAGCCAUGAUACUGAAAAUGAUUGUUGGAUUUUACUAGGUGAUCAUGUGUACGAUGUCACCAAAUAUAUUCCGUUUCAUCCUGGUGGUAAUGACGAACUGUUACGUGCGGCUGGUUGUGAUGGAACAGCAUUGUUCUCUGAAAUGCACGCUUGGGUAAACUAUGAAGCUUUACUGAAAUCGUGUUGUGUUGGGAAAUUUACUGGUGAUCGCAAUAAAUUGACAAAACCAAAAGAUUAUAGCAGCAACGGAAAUAAUAGCACGAAUAAGAAUGCUGCAGGAACCAGUACUGAUGUUCAGUCAUUAGAAGUCGAUAAAUAA